Messenger RNA from Parastagonospora nodorum SN15, 594 nucleotides. RefSeq lists its product as hypothetical. Lineage: Eukaryota; Fungi; Ascomycota; Dothideomycetes; Pleosporales; Phaeosphaeriaceae. The coding region runs from base 1 to 594 and encodes 197 amino acids. The transcript is spliced from 3 exons. The record is from RefSeq and is a predicted model, not a curated record. Gene Ontology annotation, molecular function: serine-type endopeptidase inhibitor activity.
AUGCACACUCUCCCCACCCCCUUCACAAUCGAAAUCAACGGCCUCCCCAUCGCACCGCCCACCGCAGGCGCAGACUCACCGCCCCAAGCUACUCUCGGCACCGCAGACAAUGCAGCGAAGUUCAGUUUGAAAGACGGCGUGCUGGAGUGCGAGGGAUGGAUGCUGGGACGCAAUAAGACAGAGGAUAGGAGUUUGUUGCCGAAAAAGGUGGCGUGGUUUAGGGUUGGGGAGACGGAGAGGGAGCAGGUGCAUCCUGUGGCUGUGGAGAAGAGUGGAGAUGGAGAGGAGUAUAAACCGAUGUUUCAUGGCGCGCAUUUGCAGGAACAAGAUGGCAGCGUGUUUGCGAAUCUCAUGGAAGGCGAGCACUCAGAUCCAUGUGUCAUGAAGCAUGAUGCUAACGGCGAAAGUAGAAACGGCAACAGUGCAGGUGAAGAUGCAAUCGUAGAAGCAUUUAGACGGGCCAGAGCCGGAAAGCGCAUCCAUGUGCCCCAUGCCGAGGCUUAUCAGCCUUACGCGACGAGGGCGACGGCUCCGCAUCUUCAUCGCAUCAUGCAUGCCGUCUUCUCGUCCCAUCUAUGCUUGUUGAUGUCGUAG